GCGCGCUCGGCUGAGCGGGCGGUUUGGGUGCGCUCGCUCGGGCCGGCCGAAGGCGCGGGGCUCGGGGCCUCGGGGCUCCCCUGCCGCUCCGGGCAGGCGCGCCUAUGGCGUUUCUAAGGUGACGCUGCGCUCAGCGCCUUUCUCCGGGCGCGGAGGAAACACCUAUGAACCCCUCGGCGACCUUCUUCGUCGGGCGCCAGAACAUCGGGUCGGAGGUUGAGAUUUCCACGAUCGAGAAGCAGCGGAAGGAGCUGCAGCUGCUCGUGGGAGAGCUGAAGGACCGCGACAGAGAGCUCAAUGACAUGGUCGCGGUCCACCAGAGGCAGCUGCUGUCGUGGGAGGAGGACCGGCAGAAGGUGCUGACCCUGGAGGAGCGCUGCAGCAAACUGGAAGGUGAGCUGCAUAAAAGAACGGAGAUAGUCAGGUCGCUCACGAAGAAGGUCAAGACCCUGGAAGCCAGCCACGUGGAGUCCCAGACCGCCCUCCAGAAGACCCAGCUGCAGCUCCAGGAGAUGGCCCAGAAGGCCACCCACGCCUCGCUCCUCUCUGAAGACCUCGAGGCGAGGAACGAAAACCUCAGCAACACGCUGGUGGAGCUGUCCGCGCAGGUGGGACAGCUGCAGGCCCGAGAGCAGGCCCUCACCACCAUGAUAAAGCUGAAGGACAAAGACAUCAUUGAGGCUGUCAACCACAUCUCGGACUGCUCGGGCAAGUUCAAGCUGCUAGAGCACGCCUUGCGCGACGCCAAGAUGGUGGAGACCUGCAUCGUGAAGGAAAAGCAAGACUACAAGCAGAAGCUGAAGACCCUUAAGGUUGAAAUCAACAAGCUGAAAGAGGAUCUAAACGAAAAGACAACAGAAAAUAAUGAACAGCGAGAAGAAAUCAUUCGCCUCAAGCAAGAGAACAGUUGCCUGCACGAUGAAUUGGUUUUUACUGCAGAGAGGGAGAAGAGGAAGGACGAGCUGCUGGACAUCGCGAAGUCCAAGCAGGACCGCACGAACGCGGAGCUGCACAGCCUGCAGCAGAUUUACGUGAAGCAGCAGAGCGACCUGCAGUUCCUGAAUUUCAAUGUGGAGAACUCCCAGGAGCUCAUCCAGAUCUACAACUCAAGGAUGGAGGAAUCCAGGGCCCUGGAGUCCAGCAGAGACAUGUACUUAUCUGACCUUGAAAGUAACCACCCAAAAGUCGAUGUUAAGAGGGAGAAACACCAGAAGUCGCUGGUCAAGGACCAAACGUUUGAGGCCACGCUGACCCGGCAGAUCAGGUCGGACAGGAGCCCCUGUGCCGGGUGCGCGGAGAAGCUGCAGGUGAGCGCGGCGUUCGGGGAGAAAAGCGUCCUGGCCGCGUCCUCUCUGCUCCCGAAGGACCUCACGGGCAAACAGAAGUCCUGGUCUCUGGGAGGAAAGCUGCCGACUGAGCCCGAACACAAAAGCGCGCCGUGCCAGAUCCACGGGAAACCCUCCCAAGGCCGUGGGGUCGGGGCCCCGCCGGAAGAGAGGCCGCUCCCAGCAGCCCCCGCGCCGCCGGCGGACGCGAAGCCGCGGCACGAGGUCAGCGUCUUCCUGGGCCUGGCCGACUGCGCCGGCGCGAAGCGGCCCGAGCGGCUGCGAGCGGAGGGCCGAGGCCACGUGGAGGCGCCGGGGGCCUCGUGCUGCCGCGGAGGUGAAGGCUGCCUGGGCGACAGUGCCGCGUGCGGGUUCCGGUGCUGCCACCCGAGUAACUUGGUGGUCGAGGCCCCGGGCCCGAUGUCCGACACGGAGUGGAUGAGCAUCUUCAAGCCGGCCAAGCUGCAGCGCGUCGUUCGCCACAAGUCGGCGUGCACAUGCGCAGAGCGCGCCUGGGGGCCGCAGUGCUACCCCUCCGCCAGCGAGCUGGCAGCCGUCCCGCAGCCCCACUGCGUGGGCUCUGCCUCGCCAGGGGACGAGAAGGUGAUGGAGACGGAGGCAUCUGUGGACAGAAAGAACUCGCCUAAGGUUCUGUUCGUGAACAAAGAUGCGGCGCCGCCCAGUGAGAAGGAGGACUUCUCUCCCACGAGCAAGCUCCAGCGCUUGCUGGCGGAGUCCCGGCAGAUGGUCACGGACCUGGAGCUGAGCACGCUGCUCCCCAUCAGCUCCCAGGGCCUCGGCAGCGCCGCCACCAGGAAGCCCACUGGUUUUGAGGAAGGAAAAGUCACCCGCAAAUGUCACUGUACCCAGACUUCCUCUUUCUAGUUACCUGGGCACAGGGAUA
This is a messenger RNA of Phyllostomus discolor (pale spear-nosed bat), 2229 nucleotides long. RefSeq names its product coiled-coil domain containing 62 (gene CCDC62). Lineage: Eukaryota; Metazoa; Chordata; Mammalia; Chiroptera; Phyllostomidae. The coding region runs from base 165 to 2210 and encodes 681 amino acids. The transcript has 12 exons. The record is from RefSeq and is a predicted model, not a curated record.